AUGGAAUCAUCUCAUUCGGAAUUGUGCUUUGGCGAUUUAAGUAGUUGGGAUGAUGAGGACUUCUUGACUUUGAAGGAUAUUUUGAGCCCAUUUAUCCCUUACAUUCGAUUCUUCGAAAUUUCUUCAAAAGAUUUUCAUAAUCAGGUUCGACCUUAUAAAAAAUUGUUACCUGAAGAACUCUUUGAAAGUGUUUUAUCCUUCUAUAUGACAAAUGAUCGACCUAGAGAUAUUUUGCCUCCUCGUUAUGGAAGGAUUGCUGUUAAUUCAAAAAUUAUUACACCAAAACAUGCGGCCAUCCUUGCUAAUUGGAUUCAAAGAAAACAUGCCAAUGCAAUAAUUCCAAAGGACCAUAGAUAUAAUAUGAAUCUAAUUUAUCGUGGAAAUAAAGACGGCUUUGAUAUCAAUGCUAUACGAAAGAAAUGUUAUGGACAGACUGGGUGUAUUUUGAUUAUUAAAAUUGCCGACGGGACUGUGAUUGGUGGUUAUAAUCCUCUUGGUUGGAAAGUUUAUGAAUCGGACGUUAAUCCUCCUAAAAGGAGAGUAAUAGCAACAGUAUUUUGGAUGACACUCAUAAACCUACUAAUUAUUGGUCGAGUUGAAAAUAGCGCAAAGGCAAUACAUGAAUCGAAUUGUUAUAAUCAUUUCUUGAAUUUUGGUUAUAGCGAUUUGGUUGUUAAUAAUAAGAAAGGUAUAUGUCAACAAAAGUAUUAUGAAAGUAGAAUUUUAGAUAUUUCUGAAUUUAACAUCGAGGAAAUGGAAAUUUUUACAUUUUCCAUCCAAAAGUUCUUUGUCGCAAGAGUGAUCGAUAAUAUUUUUAAAGCGGCAUUUUCUAAAUAG
Messenger RNA from Funneliformis mosseae, 837 nucleotides. Lineage: Eukaryota; Fungi; Glomeromycota; Glomeromycetes; Glomerales; Glomeraceae. The record is from the annotation of a GenBank genome assembly.